UGACGCUCUUCCCGUCUCAUUUUCCGAGAAAACAAGAGAAGGAAAAAAGAAACAGAGAGAAGAAGAUGGACGGAUACGAGCGCGUGAACAGCAAGGGCGCCAGCAAGGCGGAUCAGAUAGAUCUAGAGUCAGGGGAGACUCUUUACCCGGGAAUCAGCUACGGCGAGAACCAGUUGCGAUGGGGCUUUAUCCGCAAGGUUUACGGCAUCCUGGCGGCACAGCUGGUUCUCACCACCGUGGUCUCCGCCUUUGUGGUGUUGUCGGCUCCGGUCAACGAGCUCCUUCGCGGAAAUUCUGGCCUCUUACUCUUCCUCUGUUUAAUCCCCUUCAUCUUGUUGUGGCCCUUGCACGUCUAUCACCAAAAGCACCCUGUGAACUUGAUCAUCCUUGGCCUCUUCACUGUGUCACUGAGUCUCACAGUUGGUGUGAGCUGCGCUAAUACUGAUGGAAGAAUUGUGCUUGAAGCUCUAAUUUUGACGGCAGCUGUGGUUACAUCUCUUACUGGCUACACUUUCUGGGCAUCUAAGAAGGGCAAGGACUUCAGCUAUCUUGGCCCAAUUUUGUUCACCAGCCUUAUUGUCCUCAUCCUAACUGGUCUAAUCCAGAUGUUCUUCCCACUUGGCCCAACAUCUGUUGCAAUCUAUGGUGGAAUUAGUGCCUUGAUUUUCUGUGGAUACAUAGUCUAUGACACUGACAACCUGAUCAAGCGCUUCACAUAUGAUGAUUACAUAUUGGCCUCUGUCGCUCUCUAUUUGGACAUCCUGAAUUUGUUCAUUUCCAUUUUGCGGGUGCUGAGAUCUGGGGAUAAUUAGAUGUACUGUAUUUCUCACAAGGUGAGAUUGGCAAGAAAUCAUAUGGCCAUGGAACUAUUGUGUGAAGAAUAGGAAAAGUAUUAAUUUUCUAUAUAGUAUAUUCUCUCUUGUGGUUUUGUACCAGCACUAGUGCUGGCUGCUCCAAUUUGCAGUUUCUAACCUGUUAAGUUUGUGAUAUGCGGUUGCAUAAUUGGGAUUAUCCCAACUUUACUAUUGCAUUUCUCUUCUUGUUUGAUAUCA
Theobroma umbraticum is the source of this 1052-nucleotide messenger RNA. Its product is annotated as Bax inhibitor-1 family protein. Lineage: Eukaryota; Viridiplantae; Streptophyta; Magnoliopsida; Malvales; Malvaceae. The record is from RefSeq and is a predicted model, not a curated record. Gene Ontology annotation, cellular component: membrane.